This is a messenger RNA of Morone saxatilis (striped sea-bass), 2936 nucleotides long. RefSeq names its product vascular endothelial growth factor Ab (gene vegfab). Gene Ontology annotation, molecular function: chemoattractant activity; vascular endothelial growth factor receptor 1 binding; heparin binding. Gene Ontology annotation, cellular component: membrane. Lineage: Eukaryota; Metazoa; Chordata; Actinopteri; Moronidae. The record is from RefSeq and is a predicted model, not a curated record. Bases 700 to 1344 code for a protein of 214 amino acids. The transcript is spliced from 8 exons. Gene Ontology annotation, biological process: positive regulation of angiogenesis; induction of positive chemotaxis; response to hypoxia.
UUGAGAGUAGCUCGCAGUGCUGUAUGUCAGCCCAUAGAGGACACACCUCCCCUGUUUUAAUGAUCGUCCAAUCAUCCACUGCUCGUAGGCUAGUCCCACUACAGAGCCACAGUAUGGAGAGACCGAGACAGAGGUGGACGCGUUGUGUCUUAACAGAGAGAGCUGAGCCGCUUAGUGCGCACUGACAGAGGAAUUAAAAAAAGAAUCCCAGAGCACAGAGACAAAGUUUUGUGGGACGCGUAUCUCUCGGCGCGGUUUUCUUUUUCACUGAACGUCAUCCUGGUCCAUGGGUUCAAGUUCCACAUAGGAGUAGGCUACAAGUUUCCAAUGGACAGAUACACGGAGACGGCUGGCGCAACAAGCAUGGGAUUAUUUUUGUAAUGUGGAUUGCCAUUCCAUUGCAAAAAAAUAAAGGUCUGCUGCGGAACAAUGUGAGACGUUUUGCGUCUUGGAUUCUCGUGUUUCUGGAUAUCUUGAAAAUCAUUGGCAACAGUUGAGAAGGAAGACGUUAUGCGCAAAGGAUUGUAUGCUGCGACCCCGGGACCAACAUGGAUUUGCCAUUACAACCCCCUGCCCCUUAUUUAGAGAAGUUGUAGCCGGUCCACUUGUGUUGUUGUACGUGUGUUUUGAGAACAAAUUGCCACAUUGGCCUCUUGGAUUUUAACACGUCGCCUGCCUUUGGAUUGGAUUUCCAACACCAUGAACUUUAUUGACAGUUUGACACUAAUAUUUUUGACGCUGUCAGCUGUCAAGAGUGCCCACAUACCGAAGCCAACAGAAAGAGGUCCACAUGACGUGAUCCCUUUAAUGGAGGUGUACAACAAGAGUUUGUGUCAGCCUCGGGAGCUGCUGGUGGAGAUUUUGCAGGAGUAUCCGGAGGAGGUGGAGCACAUCUUUAUCCCGUCCUGCGUGGUGUUGACACGCUGCGCCGGCUGCUGCAAUGAUGAGAUGCUGCAGUGCAUGCCCACAUCCAGCUAUAACAUUACAAUGGAGAUUAAAAGAAUAAAACCCCAAAGGCAACAAAAUGAUAUUUUCAUGAGUUUUACUGAACACAGCGCAUGUGAGUGUAGGUUAAAGAAAGAAGUGAAAGAACAGAAAGAAAAAAAAUCCCGAAAAGGCAAGGGUAAAGGCCUAAAGAGAAAACGAAAGAAAAACCGUGACAAAACAAUUCACGAUGCUGUUUGUGAGCCAUGCUGUGAUCACUGCUCAGAGAGGCGAAAACGUUUGUUCGUGCAGGAUCCUGCAACCUGCCGGUGCUCCUGCAAACACACAGAUGAAUACUGUAAAGAACGCCAGCUAGAGCUCAACGAGAGGACCUGCAAAUGUGACAAGCCGAGAAGAUGAAAGAGGUGGGAGCACCAGAUGUACAAAAUGAAGGAAUAUUCUAGAGAUAUUUCAGAGCACAGCACUUUGGCCGUUGAACCGUAAGCUCUUCUUUUCUGUGGAAAGCAUUCCCCUUGGACUGACUGAGAGAACAAAAAAGAAAGACAGAACUGAAGUUUCCUCCCACUGCAAUCUGUGUGUAUAUAGACCAUGUUAAAAGAAAAAAAGAGUACAGAAUUGUUAUGCUGCUACAGAAACAAAUAACUAAAUCCGUCAAUAGCCGCCAUGUGGUUUUGCAUAUCUAACAGGCUUGUGAUGCAGGUGUAGUCUUGUUGUCAAUUCCUUGUAUGCAAUUACUUCACUGGAUAUGAGUCUACUGUGGUUGUGUGUCAAUCAUAAAUUUCAAAACCUCUCAAUCUAAGAUAUAUUUAACUGCUAAAACAGCAAGUGAGGCUGAAGAGGACAAGGGAGCAUUUAAAAAAUGAUGGAUGGGUUUUCGUCUGUCAGUGUCUACUUUUGCUUUUGGAGUACAGCAGGACAAGCGGGACAGCUGAUGGACAUCUUGAAACCUUCUCUACACGAUAUCACUUCCUCUCCUGUGAGGACAUUGCAGGACUGACGUGGACUUACACAAUGUCUCCAUUGUGAUCAGCCUGCAGGAGAAGAGACUCUGGAGUGCCAUAUACUUUUAAAGGGAUACUGGUUGUCAAUAUAGCAUCUAAUAUUUUGCUAUGCCCUACAUGAAAACCACUGAAAACAUCCAAUACUGUAGUUUGAUUCCAUUUGAGAAACUGUGCCUCACAAAAUGUACUGAGAAAUCUUUCGACUGCUUUUUAAAUUAUUUUUGUUUCCUUUUUCAGGAGAGGGGAUUGUCAAAGUAGUUGAACUCAAUACAGAAUCUAUUGAUUACAUAUCUUCUUAUCUGAACCUGUACAUGUACUUGUACUUAAUAUGCCUAAUAGUCCAUUCUAGAUAAUUUAUAAUGUUAUAGAGUAUUUUCAGUAUUCAGUCUUCUACCCAUAUUUAAUUUGGUCUAUUUAUAUAUGCAGUGUUAUGUAUCUGUAGCUCAGCAGAGCAGAGACCCUCUGUGCUUUUCUACGACUCAAACAGAACAAAAAGAAAAAUCAAAAAUGAUUUGUUAACAUUCCCUAAAUGGAUCAUUUGUACUGGUGUGCUGAUGACAUCACCUCUGAAUUUUUCAUCCCCUCUUAUCUAAGGAUGUGGGUGCUGUGUAGAAUUUGUGUGUAUCUGUGUGUUUGUGUACAUGUGUGUAUGAGUGUGUGUUGCACGUGCAUUUGCCGGUGUGCACAUCUGUGUGCAAGUGUUAGUAAGUUGUAUUUAAGUAUUUAAAUAAGUAGUGGACCUGUGUUUUGUCCGUCCUCAAGAUGCAAAUACAAAUAAAUUACUGCUAGCAGCUCAGCAUACACUACCACAAUACCACUGUUUUAAAUUUGGAUAACAAUUUUCAUCCUUUCUGCCAUCAGUCAUAGAGCCCUCAUUAUUAGUUAUUUUUGUCUCUACUUCACUAUUAACAUGUUUUCUGUGUCUAUGUAAAACAGUAAACAUAUUUAUUUUCAAAUUAUAUUGUUUUUAUAUAAAAUAAGAAAAAGGUU